CUUCUCAUUUCGCUUCUCAUCUCGACCGCAGCUUGAAGAUACAACGGAACCGCAGCCACUGGCGACUCUGCACGGAUUUACCUUCACCAAAUCUACCUCUUCUGCAACCACAACCUCGGUAUUCGACAGAUUUCGUUGCUGUUCGACAGAAAAAGUCCUGAUUAAAGCAAAAGCGCAGCGGUGAGAGGCGAAAGGAGGCGUCUGCGCACAUCGAGAUCCGUUAGCUGACUAAGCUAGCCGCAUCUCGCGACACAUCUCGCCCGCAAGAUAUCGGGCUGACAUCGCGCUUUCUUUUUUAUUAUUCACACACGCAUCAUUUACACUGGUCGACAAAGGUGAGGCGUAGCGGGUCCGGCGGAGCUGUACGGCUCUUGCUUGCACUGCAGGCCAGGGUGUGGGUGCGGAGAAUGCUGAAGGAUGAAUCAGAGAGACACCCUGGUUCAUUUGUUUGCUGGAGGCUGUGGGGGCACUGUGGGUGCUAUAUUGACGUGUCCACUUGAGGUGGUGAAGACGAGGUUGCAGUCUUCCUCUGUGACGUUGUAUAUCUCUGAAGUGCAGCUCAGCACUGUGAAUGGGGCCAGCGUGGCCCGUAUGGCCCCACCGGGGCCUCUGCACUGUCUUAAGUUAAUACUGGAGAAAGAAGGUCCUCGCUCACUCUUUAGGGGACUAGGGCCCAACUUGGUAGGAGUGGCUCCAUCCAGAGCAAUAUAUUUUGCUGCCUACUCCUCAGCUAAAGAGAAGCUGAAUAAUGUGUUUGAUCCAGACUCCACACAGGUGCACAUGCUGUCUGCUGGUUUAGCAGGGUUCACUGCCAUUACAGCAACCAACCCGAUCUGGCUAAUAAAGACACGCUUGCAGCUUGAUGCCAGGAACCGCGGAGAAAGACGCAUGAGUGCAUUUGAGUGUGUCCGACGUGUCUAUCGGUCAGAUGGGUUACGGGGAUUCUACAGGGGCAUGUCUGCUUCUUAUGCUGGCAUAUCAGAGACUGUCAUCCAUUUUGUCAUCUAUGAAAGCAUUAAACGCAAACUUUUAGAGUCCAAGGCCAAUGCUAACAUGGACGAUGAAGAUGAAUCCGUAAAAGACGCUUCAGACUUUGUGGGUAUGAUGCUGGCUGCUGCCACUUCCAAAACGUGCGCCACAUCAAUCGCCUAUCCUCACGAGGUUAUUCGUACCAGGCUACGUGAGGAGGGCAGCAAGUAUCGUUCGUUCUUCCAGACGCUAAGCGUUGUGUUCCGGGAAGAGGGUUACAGAGCACUGUACCGAGGCCUCACCACUCACCUGGUCCGACAGAUCCCGAACACUGCUAUUAUGAUGUGCACCUACGAGCUGGUGGUCUACCUGCUCAAUGGUUAACUGCUGGAGAGAGACAGGGAAAGAGAUGGAAAGAUCGACAGAGAAAGAGGGUGCGAAAGCUGGAUAGAGCCAGGCUUAGACCAAAGGAAGUAGAACACAUCUUUAGAUGGCAAUGUUACCUAAGACCCCUAGAGGGGGCUCUAGUGUCAUAGAGAAAGUAAAGAGAUGGGAUUUCAAGCCUGUUGGACUGGAGAGCAUUUCAAAAAGUUAGACUGAUGGUAAACAGACAUGCUAAGCAGUCUGUUUCUCUUGAAAUGUUUUAUGAAAGGACAAUUGAAGCGGGGAAUGCUUGAAAAUAAACAAAACGACCAAAUGAUCCUUGUUAUUGUUUUAUUCAACUCAGUCAGUUUAUUUCAAAAAUAAUUUUAUCUAAGCCAGUGCCUAAAAAAGCUGUGGUGUUCCCUACUUAAUAAAAAUCAAGUCUAUUGAGGUCUUCUAUAUGGAGGCCUCAAGGGGACAUUGAGCAAAAAAAAAAAUUUUCGUUUUGCGCGCGCACGUGAAACUAUUGGGUGCGCACGUGCAAAUAUCGCGUUUAGUUGGAGCAAAAAAUAAAUAAAGUUUAGUUUUGCGUGUGCACGUGAAACUAAACCUUUUUUUUUUUUUUGCUCAAUGUCCCUUUGGGGGCUCCACAUAUAAGACCUCAAUAGACUUGAUUUUUAUUAAGUGCGCACGCAAAAGUUGCACGUGCACACACUCGAUAGUUUCACGUGACCAUGCGAAACUCAACUUUAAAAAAAAUUCUGCACAUGAAACUAAACUUUAGAUUUUUUACUCCAAUAUCACCUUAGGGCUUCGGUACCUUAUAUGACUGAAGGAAGGAAAAACACAAUAAUUGGUGCACUACUGUAAAUGAUAUCAUUCCCCAUCUCAUUGGGUUUCAAAAGGACAAUGUUUCGCCCAUUCAGACAUUGUUGUUUCAAGCAUUCUCCUCUAGGGGUCUCUUUCCAAACUAUCCAGACAGAUGGUCAUCCACGCACAAAUUUUCAUUUGCUGUCAUUCAGUAGCGGUCACGUAAUCCGUGACCCCUCAUGUGCUUCAAACUGAAGUGUUUCUUGUUAGGUUCAUAUUAUGUUUAACCGUACUUAUUUUGUGUGUGUGUGUGUUUUAAUUUGAUUCUAAUGCUGUUGUUCUAAUACCAGUAUAUAUUUUUAAUUGGGAGAUUGCGUCACUGGGCCUCUGAGAUGGAGCGUUCUCAAAUUUUCAUCCCGGUUUACUGCUGCAAUGCCUUUACUUAAAGCCCCUGGGUGUUAGAUAUGAAUUUAAACUGAGCUUUGUCUCGCACUGUCUUUGUUCGGAGAGGCUAAUGCUAACCCAAUAAACAACAUGCAUAGGGCAACAAUCAAUUAAGAGUCAGUGGAUCCAACCGUUCUCGUUUGCACCCCCUGGAUCCUUUCUUUAACAGUGGCUUCUGAAUGACCGUAUAUGCACUUUGUGGCCUGCCAGGCUUGCGCAAAACUUUCGUUUUGUUUCUUUUUUCCUUAUGGGACAAAGUUAAUCUUGUAUUGUAAAACAUAGUAUUACUAUGUAAGCAAGGCAGUGUUUUGAUGAACAGUUCCCUUUGGAAGCUAUUGUACAGUUCAGUGUACUAAACUUUUAGUGAAGGAUAUUCUCGUAUGUGUAUAUACUGUACGUAUACAUAUCAAAUAUCCAGUGUUCAUUACUGAAGUCCUCUGAAUAUGCAGUAGUUUGCAGUUACAGAAGUAUUAUUUCAAUGUCUGCAUAUGUUUGAUGGAUUAUUACAGGAUGUUCUGAAACUCAUUUUGUUGAAUGUCGUGUUCUCUUUUUUUUAUAGUUUAUAAAAAUGUUUAUACCAUUUGUUUGCUUUCAUCACUCCUUAUUCUGGCCUGAAAAUUAUGGAAAUAAUGUCACAAAGUAUAUAUAUAUAUUUAAUUUUUCUAAUUUUUCGUUUCUGUGUGUUUGCAUUACUGUCUGUACUUUUGCACCCUAGUAAUAUGAAGGAGCUCAAACUGUCAAUUAUUAAUUACAACAUCAAACUUUACUACACACACAAUACUUUCAGACAAUUCAAUACCAAACCUUGAGCUUAAAAUUAUAUUUUAAAACGAGUGUAACAAAAAAAAUAUACAGCUUCUAGAGUACUGUAGGCAUCUUUAAAUACUAACCGUGAUGCAAUGAUCAUUAGCAUUCAUCUAGUAGCGGGAGUGAAGUGAUUUAAGUUUCAUUCAGUGCAUUUUCUCUGUUUACCUUACUGUCCAUUUCAAUCCUGUUUGUUGUGUGGUUGUUGUCAGUAUCCCAAAUGGCCUGCCCUAUCUACUGCUGUACUAUAAUGGUCAUAAUCUCACAUUGGCUUUUAUUACAGAUCACACAACAUCAUCAGAUAUUUUGGGUUAGUACUGGGCUAUUUGUCAUAGACCAUCGCAUUUUUGGCCAUGUAUGCAAAUUUAAGAAUAGUCCCCAAUUUAACCAAUUAUUUGAAAUGUUGGGCAUAAUUUAAAUUUGUAAUUAAUGCAUAAAUAAAUUAUCAUUAAGAAUAAUUGUUAUGGAUUAGUAAAAAUAACUAAUAAAUAUUUGUGCCAUAUUUAAAGAUGUUGUGUUAGUGAUCUCUCUCACAUGCAUGCAUAAUGAUUUAGGUUGACAUUACACAAAUGCACUUCACAGUCUAAGGGACUACAGAAUAAAAAAAAAUACUGUUAGGUUGUCGGCCAAUAUCUGUGAGAGACCAAAUGGACAGAAGGCUUAAAUAGAGAAUUAAACUUUCAGCAGAGCAUAACUAAUUGACAAAAAUCGUGAACAUCCUAUAUUAAAACUUUCCUCUUCAUUGUUAAUGACAUUCAGCAGGUUUUCAUGUGUGGUGUCUGUAUUACAGUUUAACAUGACCAACACUAAUGAAUUGUACGUUAACACCUGAUUCAUUUCAAUUCUUUGCCUUUUUUAAGUCUAGUUGUUUUUAUGGUAAACGUGGCCUAUUCUUUGCUGGUUGUGAUACUUCCAUUUUGUACAAAGUGUCAAUAAAAAUAAAUGCAAAACUCA
Messenger RNA from Paramisgurnus dabryanus, 4344 nucleotides. It is a transcript of the gene slc25a36a, whose product is annotated as solute carrier family 25 member 36a. Gene Ontology annotation, molecular function: pyrimidine nucleotide transmembrane transporter activity. The record is from RefSeq and is a predicted model, not a curated record. Gene Ontology annotation, cellular component: mitochondrion. Gene Ontology annotation, biological process: pyrimidine nucleotide import into mitochondrion. NCBI's taxonomy places the organism in Eukaryota, Metazoa, Chordata, Actinopteri, Cypriniformes, Cobitidae.